AUGCUCGAUUAAUUGUCUUAAAUCACACUCAAUGAAUCUUCUGCGUUUGAAACGUAAAGGUUGCCUCCGAGACUCUAAACUACUGAGAAGAAGGGAAGUGGAAGAUUCACUUUUCUCAAAUCUGAGUCGGACGAUAAAUAAACUUAAGCAUAAAAUAACAGAGACAGGAUCAAGUAGCAAUUGAGAGGUACACAAAUGUUGAAGCAUAAUAGGAAGGAUUCAAUUGAUAAUAAAGAAACCCUUAAAUGAUGAAAAGGAUUUAUAUGAAGAACUAAAGGAGUUAGGGCGUAAAUUGGAUGUUGAAAUAAAUGAAUUCGAUUCAGAGUACAUAUGUCCCAAUCUAAAAAAAUUUGAUGAAGAUUAUGAGAUGAUGGAAAUUUUGGGAGAAGGCUGUCUAGGAUUGGUUAAAAGGAUUGUACACAAAUAAUCAUAAAUUGAGUAUGCAGUGAAGAUUGUUUAAACAUAAGAUGAUGAAAUAAUAAGAAAUGUAAGUGAUUAUAAUGAAUGUAGAUGAUUCUUGAGUUUAAAUCAAUGUUUAAGUUGUAACAUGAAAAUAUAGUGAAAGUUCAUAAAUUAUAUAUAGAUUUUAAUGAUGGCUUUUAAUCUGAAAGUAAGGCGCAUGUCGUUAUGGAAUUGAUUAAGGGUAAAGAAAUGUUUGAGGUGAUAAAUGAAUUAGGACAUUAUAGUGAGAGUGAUGCUAAGGAGUUGUUUAAGCAGUUAUUGAGUGCAAUAGAAUACAUGCAUCGAAAUGGAAUUUGUCAUAGAGAUUUGAAACCCAAUAAUAUUUUGUGCGUUGAAAGUAUUUAUAUUAAUUCAAUAGAUAAAAAUUAGAUCAAAGUUACUGACUUUAAUGUAAGUAAAUUUAGUGAUGCUUAUAAAGAAUUUGGAGAUCUCAAAGAUAGAGAGAAAAUAGAAAUGUGGACAUACACUGGAACUGUAGCAUUUUCAGCUCCAGAAAUAUUCUCAGGAGAAGGUUACAAGUAAUUUUCAAUUCUAUACUUAAGCUAAAUGGUUGACAUGUGGAGUGCAGGUUGUAUUUUAUAUUCCAUGCUUUCAGGAUAAUUGCCUUUCCUUUCUGAUUAGUAAAUUCUUGUGUUUCUAUUAUAGUUUGAAUGAUUUGAUCGAGAAAAUUAAAGAAGCUGCAAUAGAAUUUCCGAAUGAUUUAUUUGAACAAGUCUCAGAAGAAGCCAAAGAUCUAAUAAGCUAGUUGUUGCAAAAAGAUUGGACAUUCAGACCUCAUCCUGAUGCUGCUUUAAAGCACUUAUGGUUUUAAAUUGUUGAUGAUGAUUAAGUUCGUAAAAAAUCACUAAGAAAAUUGGCCAUCAGAAAAAAUAUGCCUCGAUUGUCAUCGAAAUAUUCUAAAAACAGUCAUAAACAACGGAAUAUACUCUUGGGAUCUUCAUAAACUAUCACAAUCAAGAAUAAUCGUUCUGUUGAUUCAAAGUGUGAUCUUUAACAAGCAGAUUCAUCAAAUAGUUUUCUGAAAAUUCCAACUAAAAAAAGCAUUUUCUUUUCCACUAAUCCAGGUGAAAAUAAAGGAGUUAAUUAAAAUUCAUCUCAUAAUUAAGAGGAAUCUCCUGAUCAACCAAACUCAUCGAAUUUAAGUGAUGACAUAGGCGAAUCUGAUUAAUGCCCACUUCAUCGAUUUGUAAAUUUUCAAAAGUAAUAUAAUGUUGAUGAUGAAGUCUAAGAAUAAAUAAAAUGA
Messenger RNA from Paramecium octaurelia, 1705 nucleotides. The record is from the annotation of a GenBank genome assembly. NCBI's taxonomy places the organism in Eukaryota, Ciliophora, Oligohymenophorea, Peniculida, Parameciidae.